Molecule: messenger RNA, 305 nt
Organism: Nicrophorus vespilloides
Lineage: Eukaryota; Metazoa; Arthropoda; Insecta; Coleoptera; Silphidae
Product: protein FAM98B-like
Exons: 2
Source: RefSeq, a predicted model, not a curated record
GAGAGACUUGCAAACAAGACAGGAUCUCUUAAGAAACAAUCAUGAACGGAUUGACUAUCGCUCUUUUCGCCUGUUUGGCAGUUAUCGCCAGUGCUAAGCCUUCCGGCUGGGGCCAUGGAGGUGUUGGAGCGUGGGGAGGUUCUGGAGCAUGGGGAGGUCAUGGAGCAUGGGGAGGUGCUGGAGCAUGGGGUGGUCAUGGAGGAUGGGGAGCAGGAGCUGGUGCCGCCCUUAACCAUAACUACCAUGGAUCCGUAGGACCUGCUGGUGUCGUUACCGGUGCCGGAGCUGUGGGACCAGCUGGAUCU